Esox lucius (northern pike) is the source of this 1445-nucleotide messenger RNA. RefSeq lists its product as uncharacterized. The transcript is spliced from 6 exons. Bases 355 to 1014 code for a protein of 219 amino acids. The record is from RefSeq and is a predicted model, not a curated record. Lineage: Eukaryota; Metazoa; Chordata; Actinopteri; Esociformes; Esocidae.
AAUGCCGGGUUUUAAAGUUCUCCGGUGACAAGUUGCUUUCACACACACAGGCUACACCUUGUUUCACGCAUGUAGGAUCAUUUAGGGAUUUGGUGUCAAUAGCGUAAUCGGAUCACCGUAAAACCGAUUGGACUUAAUUUGCCUGCAAGGGGCAUGGGAUUCCAUUCAACAAACGGUAACCAGGUGAAGACAAAAUGAGUUCUACUACCACAACAACUAGGACCUCAUAGCCUCGCAGUCAUCUAACGGAUUAAGACCAGAGAAAGAUGACUAUCGGUUAGCUGUUGAAGGUGAGGUGAGCCACAAGAUAAAGAAUAUUUGACUUCAAUUAUUUAUUUUGUAUUUACUAAUAAGAUGCCUACGACAAGGGUCAUCAAACAAAAGCCUGUUGAAACAAAAACAACUGUUGUCGAGGUGAAGGCCAAACCAGUUGAAAAGAAACCAGCGACGAUAUCUCAACUCAAAGUCACUCCUCGCAAAACGCGGGCGUCGAGUUGUCCGAGAUGUAUCCAUAGGAACCAUUGCGAGGUUACGAAGACUCAGCAGGGUACGGUUUGUUCUACCGGGUGCGAAAGGAGAGCGAGGUCAACCUCCACGGCUCCCAAAACAACGCUCUCUUCGAAAUCUGCUGUGCUCUGCCAAAAUCCAUCUUCCCCCAAGUCAAGGGCAACUUCAAAGUGUGACAAACCGGCGCAGCUGGGGCAGAAGGAGGAAAGGAUAUCAAGACAGAGGGCGCCCUAUGCUAUUCAGAGUCACAGAGCUUUCACAGUCAUCCCCCCAAACCCCAAGAAAAGAACCGAGAUCCAGCAAAAGGCGGAGGCGGAGCUGGCUGCCCUAGAGGAUCUGAGGCUGAGCAGAGCCAUGCCCUAUGUCUCCAUUGACCCCAGCAGUGUCGGUGGCUGCCUGAGUCUGGAGGAGGUGCGGCUGAAGCAGCAGCAGGAGAUGCAGGCCAGAAGGAGGCAGAGACAGAUGAAGAAGUACAUGUUAGAAAAGCCACCGGUGGUGCUGGGAUGAGGUCUGACACUGAGAGCUCAAGUGGUCAUUAAAGUGCAGACUUUGUUGUUCGUGUGUGAGAUGGUUGUUGUCUGCUUGUAAGGUCUCUUAAUGCUGAACUGUGUUAAUUUAGAUUUUAUAUGACCCAUUUUUCAUUUUCAUUGAUGCUUUUAUUUUGUUUGAAAUACAGAGUUAAUAGAUGGAACAUGUAUAAUUCAGUUUAGAUGGUUAAUUGUGUACAGUACCAGCCAAAUGUUUGGACACAGUUACCUAUUCAUUUGAAUGGGUUUGUGUCCAAACUUUUGACUGGUACUGUAAAACAGAACUAUACAGUUCACUAUUACUGUGUAAUAUAUGGUGUAACCCAAUAUUUCCCUGACAGUAUUAUAGGUUUGUAUGUACUAAGUACUUAAUUAAAAACCUAAAACCUAAAUUGCUUUUGAAGUUCGGGA